Messenger RNA from Hypanus sabinus (Atlantic stingray), 4503 nucleotides. RefSeq names its product rhomboid domain containing 3 (gene rhbdd3). Lineage: Eukaryota; Metazoa; Chordata; Chondrichthyes; Myliobatiformes; Dasyatidae. The transcript is spliced from 5 exons. Gene Ontology annotation, molecular function: protein binding; serine-type endopeptidase activity. The coding region runs from base 319 to 1590 and encodes 423 amino acids. Gene Ontology annotation, cellular component: membrane. The record is from RefSeq and is a predicted model, not a curated record.
CCGGGGCCGUGUUUAUGGUUCCGGCUAGCGAUAGUAACGCGCGGCCAUUUCGUCCUCUGAGAGUCGGCGCUCGGCGCGGACAUUUCCUCCUCUGGGCGCUGUCUUGAAAUAAACCUAAAAUAAAAGGCCCCUUUCUCACAUUCUCCCACCCCACACACCUCCCCAAGCGAGUGGUAUUAGCAACCAUGUGUUUUUAAACGGUCCGCCAUCACCGGGCGGGAGACUGAUGCUUUCCCGCAAAAGCCGCCUGCUCUUGGGUGGCUGUCGAGACAGCGCUCUACGCUCUGGGUAAAACGGACGCUGGGCCUCAAUUUGGAGAUGCCGCUGUUGGGACAGGGAGGCCGCUGGCGGCUGAGGUAUGGAGCGGCCAGGCUGCUGGUCGCAAACGCGACCUUUAUCUCCCUCAUCGUGUCGUUUUGGCUCACCGGGGCCGAGAAGGCCUUUUCUUUGAGUGCCGGCCCGGUGCUCAGCCGGUGCCAAGUGCACCGUUUACUGAGCUACUGCUUCUGUCAUGACAAUAUAUUUACUUUACUUGUCAACGUAGUGUUCCUAAUUUUUCUGAGCAGCCAUCUGGAGGAACAGUUGGGUACCAUCCGAUACAUUUACCUCACCAUCAUUUUUGCUGUCUUUUCUGCAAUUUUUUAUCUGCUUUCGGGCAAACUAUUAAGCUUGGAAGAAACAGCAGUGUGUGGUUUCACAAGUGUUCAUUUCGCUAUGGUGACACUAAGCUGCUGUAGCUCAGAAAUGAAACGGACCUUCACUGUAGCAGGAAUCAGUCCAGCAGCAGUGCCUUGGAUACUCCUCACAGUCGCCUACCUUGUUAUUCCAGGUUCUUCCAUAUUGCUCCAUAUCUGUGGAGUUAUUAUUGGUCUGCUCUAUAGUUAUAGGUUUUUAUUUUGGUUGGAGUUGCCAGACUUUGUAGUAGAAUAUGUUGAAAGACUGGCUAUCUGUAGACUUUUGCAACAUAAUUCCUGGAUUCCAUUUAUCUUCUCUCCAGCCCAAUAUCAUCUUACUGUCACAAGUAAUACUGAGAGGUACCCUGUUACUGAGGCCAAAACUCACACAUCAUCUCAAGUGAUUGAUCAUUUUACAAAAGACAGUAAUAGCUGCAACAUUGAAAUAGAUUCUCAGUGGACUGAGAUCCCCAACCAGAUAAUAUUGCCUUCUUCACAACCGCAUGUUGGAUCAAUUGGAGCCAGUAAUUUCCAAGCAUACUCUGAUAAUCCCUGUAGUUCUGCAUAUUCUGACCGGCUGGAUCCUAGCCAUUGUCUCCCUGAAUUUUAUCAUAUGAAUCCAGAUGAAAUUUAUAUUGCUGCUAGAUGUGGCCUUCUCACAGAUGAGGAUCUUUUACAUGCUAGUAUUGCUGCCUCCUUAAAAGAAUCAGAUCAGAGCAGGAAACUGGAAGUACCUAAAUCGUCAGUGUCCUCUCUACGACUACAGCAAUUACAGCAGAUGGGGUUUUCAACAGAAAAGGCUGUUUUAGCUCUGGCUGCUUCAGGGAAGGUGGAGGGUGCCAUCAAUCUCCUGGUAGAAGAUCAAGUUGGAGAAGAUGCCAUUGUGACAACAAAGGAUAAAGUGCUAUCCAGUUGAAUAUCUGCUAAAUGAUGGAGAAGUGUGCACAAAUUAAUGAAAGAAGUGCUAAAUAUAGACAUUUUAUGUUAGUUUGUGCAGGUCACAAAUCAGAUCUUUUUAACACAGAAGUAGGCCUUUCAGCUCAGAAACCAUGUUGACCAUCAACUACCCAUUUACAUUCAGCAACUUAUAUAUUUUUCAAUGCUCUGCUAAAACUUACAUCAAUCAAUUUACACUUUUUCUGCUCCCCACAUUCCAAUCAACUCGCCCCAGAUUCCACCACUUCCAUACUCAGGGCAGUUUAUAGUGGCCAAAUUCCUAUUAACCCACACUUCUUUGUGAUGUGGUCAGAAGCUUGAUGUGGUCAGAGGGAACACACAUGGUCACAGGGAGAACGUGCAAACUCCACACAGACAUCACCCAAGGUUAGGAUAGAACCAGGGCAUCCAGCACCGUAAGAUGAUGAUUUUACUAGCUGUGCCACUGGUUGACCCAUAAAUCCCACAGCUUUCCACAAAAUGUUUACAUACCAUGCCAUCUUGGAGCCAAUUGGACAUUAAAUGUCAGACACAAGAGAUCACAGGUGCUGAGAUCUGUAGCAAAAAUCGAACUGUUGGAGAAUUUCAGUGGGUCAGGCAGCAUCUGUGAAGGGAAAGGGAUCGUCAACUGAUGCAGGGUUUCAACCUGAAAUUUUUGAUUAUCCCUUUGCUUUUACAGAUACUGCCUAUUACCAGAUUCUUUGACCUACAGUCUCAUUUUCAAGGACUCUACAACUCAUAUUCUUUAUGUUAUUUUUAUUUGCACAGCUUUUCCUCUUGCCAAUUCAUUGUUUCUCAGUCGUUCUUGAAUAGAUUUUGUAAUAAUUGUAUGUAUUUCUUUUUUCCUGUGAAUGUCUGCAAGAAACUGAAUGUCAAGGUUGUAUCUGGCAACAUAUACAAACUUAGUUCAAAGUAAAUUUAUUAUCUAUGUUAUUUUUGCUUAUUUUUGCCUUCAUCUUGUUAAAAUGUUGUUAUUCCAAAAGCGGAAUUUGAUAAUCCAUGCAGCAAAGUAUUUUGAGGAAAUAAAAUCUAUCAGAAAUUGUAUCUAUUAAGUAAUCAUACAAAAAGGAAUGUUAUUACACAUUAUAAUGCUACGGUUCUUAACCUGGGAUCCACAGACCCCUUGGUGGUCCAUGGAUAGAUUCCAGGGGGUUUGUGAACUUGGAUGGGAAAAAAAAUUAGAUCUUUAUUUGCACUGACCCCUAACUGAAAUUUAGCAUUUCCUUUGAUUACGAAUGUAGGGAACAAACCAUAGUAUUAGUAGUGCUCGUGACUUUGCCACCAAUACAAAUCACAGAUAUUUUUGAAUGGAUAUCCAACAUGGCAUGUGUUGCUUUGUCAAUGUCCACCCUACAGUUUAAUGGACUUAUACAGCCUUCACACCGAUAUGGCUUUAAAAAUAAGAUUUAAAUUUAACUUACCUAUAUUUUAAAUAUACAGUGCUGUUAUUUAAUGUGUUAAUAAAAAAGCAUAUAUAUUACUAUAUCACAAAUCUGUGCUUUAAAAUAUUUUUCUAACUGUAUUUCAAUUAUAAUUGGUUUAUUCUGUAAUCCUAUGUAUUUAAUUUUAUAUAUUUAAAUAUAUCAUUCUGAGAAGGGGUCCAUAGGCUUCACCGGACUGCCAAAGGGGUCCUUGGCAUAAAAAGGGUUAAGAACCUUUGUUACAACAACUUCUUUGUAACACAGGCUACUUGGGUAUUUGAACUCAAUUUCAGACAUCUGGUGCUGAUAACUGAAUGGGCUUAGUCACAUGCGAGUCAGAAGGUGAUGACAAUGAAUCAAACCUGAGAAAAUGGUAGUGGGCAAUUCUUCGCUGGCUCCAGUCCCAUUCAGUAAGCAGCGAAUGGAGUAACAGCUCUAAAUACAGGAUUCAAGUUCAAGGGGUGGUUUAGUCAGGCCUUUCCAACCAUGAUAAAGGAUUAGUUGGACUGUUCAAUAUGUUUUGUAUUCCACCUGGAGUUUACAGGCGUCAGGACAAAAUUGAGGAACACAAUUGGAAACUUACUCUGUUUCUCUUUGCUUGGCUGAAGAAUCUCGUGUAUGAGUCCCGAUGUCAGACCUGCACCAGGCAGAACAUAGUGGACAGGUAUGCUGUUGGGGGCUAACAGUUCAGUGCAAGAGACAGUGAUUAGUAAGUGUUCUUGAAGUACCCUGAUGGAGUGGAUGUGGAGAGGACAUUUCCUAUGGUGGGGGAGUCUAAGACCGGAGGUCACAACCUCAGAAUAGAAAGACGUCCUUUUAGAACGCAGGUGAGGAAGAAUUUAUUCUAGCCACACAGUGGUGAACCAGGAAUUUGUUGCCAUGGACAGCUGUGGAAGGCAAGUCAAAGGGUAUGUUUAAGGCAGAGGUUGUUAGGUUCUUGAUUAGCCAGGGCAUGAAGGGACAUGGGGACAAGGCAAGAAAUAGGGGCUGAGAGGAAGAAUGGAUCAGCCAUUAUGAAAUGUUGGAACAGAUUCAAUGGGCCAAACACUCUAAUUAUACUUGUUAUCUUAUAAUCUUUUGAAUAUAUAAUCAUGGGUUCAAAGUACAUUUAUUAUCAAGGUACGUAUUGAUAUUUGUCUGCUUGCAGGCAGCCACAAAGCAAGAAACCCAAAAGAAUCCAAUUAAAAAAAAGAUUAACACCCAAUGUGCAGAGAAAGAGAAAGAACACAGACUGCGCAAGCCAUAGAAGCAAGAAAAAGCAUCUCGGACCAAACUGAGUCCAUAGUUCCGAAUCCUCGGAGUAGGCCCAAAGCCUUGGUCUCAGUUCAUCACAUUAGUGGGGCAAAUUUCUGCGAAGCUCACAGAUACAAAGCACAGCAGCCAAAGCAGUCUCACGGCCUCAUCGCUGUGGAGAGAGAAUUGAUCAUCGUGGGAGAGCAAAUGAAUUUGUCCUUACACCCUACCUUUCCAGU